AUGGGUGGUGAUUUUCCAUUUCUUUCAGACAGCGAUGAAGAUAAAGCAGUGAAUGAAUUACUCUCACAGGCAAUGGAUCAGUGCGUUCUGGAACAAGUUGUGGCAAUCAAUUGCUCUGGAUUUAACGAUUCAGGGCUUCCAUCCCAUUUAGAAACUCGAUUUCAAAAGCUCAAAUCUUUACCUUCUUCAGGGAACCCCAAGCCUAAGCCUCCAGUCCGGAGCCAGAGUCAGUCUGCUUCUUCCUCAUCAGAGUUCAAGCGCUCGAUUGAAGACAAAUCCAUCCCAAAUUCGCAGUUUUGUCUCCCAAAAGAUGCUGCAGAAAACGGGCUUCCGUUGGACUCGAAGAAGAACUCAGUAGUUGAUGAAGAGGGUUCAAAAGGGGUGUCAAAAUCAGGGGUUGAUGGCUCAAAAGACCCUAAAUUGGAAAAGUGUUUAAAGGGGAAUCCCUUAGAAUCUAGGUUUUCUGGGGAAGAAGAACCAUCAUCAGAUUCAUUUGAUUUCUUGGGUGAAAAAGAUGAUAUUUUUUCUUCAUUUUCCACCAAGAAGGUUCAGGAUGGGAAAAAGAGGAGAGGGUUCAAAUCCCCAUCCGACUCCUCUGCGUUUCCGUCGGAAAAUUCCUCAUCUGAGAGUUUGUCUCCGCCGCCUCGGAGAAGUGGCUGUUUAUGGUGUUCCCCCAAAAGGAGUCCGAGGAGGAAAAAUGAUGGGAUUUUAUCUGAUUUGAAUGGGAGUCGUUCAUUUCGGAAAGCCCAGGAAAAGUUGCUUAAAAUGGCUGCCAAGGAAGAGGAGAAAAUCAGCAGAGAAGCUGAGAAAAUUGUCAAGUGGGCAAAGCAAGCAUCUUCCAGGAUGAUGGAGGUAUCCGGCAUAGAAGAAGAUGGCCUAAGCGAUAAUGAACUUUGA
Messenger RNA from Oldenlandia corymbosa var. corymbosa, 897 nucleotides. The record is from the annotation of a GenBank genome assembly. NCBI's taxonomy places the organism in Eukaryota, Viridiplantae, Streptophyta, Magnoliopsida, Gentianales, Rubiaceae.